AUGCCAGAGGUACUGGCGGUGGGCCACCACUUGACACGAAGUAUGACACAACAGGACGAACUCAUAUUGAGCACAAUAGCACCCACUGCAAUAACUGGUGAUAUGAAUGUAAAUGAGACACCUAUAGAUUUUCAGUUUGCAUCCAUUGAUGAAAAGGAUGAACCGACCGACAUGAGUGAAGAAUAUGUUCAAGGUGAAGCAAAUGAAAUUGUCCUUGACGAUCAUAUUUAUUCAAAAGAAAAUAUUGUGCCCUUGUCAUCCUCAAAUUCAAAAAACAAAAGAACCGUAGCUAGUCAGCGGUUACGUACUAGUGCUAUUGCAGCAACCACUCUUGCUGAAGUAAGUCGCAGUACACUAGAUGUGCAAAAGGAGUAUUACGAUAAAAAGCUUCAGUUACUUGAAAGACAAGUUGUUGCGGUAGAGAAUCUGGUGGAUUUCUUUAAACAAAGAAAUAAUUUUUAA
This is a messenger RNA of Psylliodes chrysocephalus, 462 nucleotides long. The record is from the annotation of a GenBank genome assembly. NCBI's taxonomy places the organism in Eukaryota, Metazoa, Arthropoda, Insecta, Coleoptera, Chrysomelidae.